UCUACAUUGGCAUAUGCUAGCCGACAAACCAACAUUCACAUUUUCUCUCUUUGUUAUUUCUCGUCCUUGAACUUGCUGCAAACAAGCCGGUUUUCUUUCUCUAUUACCUCGCCCUACAUACCCUCACACUAUCACCUCUUCCCUGUCUUCUACAUACCGAAAAGAAUGAAGUGGACGCUCGCCAUAAUCACCCUCAGCUAUGUCGCCAGCGGCCUGAUCGUGAAGCUCGAUUGCUUGCCGUGUCCAAACCCAGACCAGUGCAAAAAGGGCGAAUGCUGGGUACCUAUUCCACCUGGAGUAAAGAACAUGGACACUAGCCCGCUCGCCAGCAAUGAAAACCACGAAACCCAUGGUGAAUAAGACCUGGGUGCCCUCUAGUGAAUCGCAGCAUUCUUGUGCUUUGACUUCAGCCACUAAAGCCACUGGUAGACUUAAAGCUAAAUAAAUAUGCAAGUAUAUAC
Linderina pennispora is the source of this 461-nucleotide messenger RNA. RefSeq lists its product as uncharacterized. The record is from RefSeq and is a predicted model, not a curated record. The transcript has a single exon. Lineage: Eukaryota; Fungi; Kickxellomycota; Kickxellomycetes; Kickxellales; Kickxellaceae. The annotation marks the transcript as partial.